Cajanus cajan (pigeon pea) is the source of this 1622-nucleotide messenger RNA. The record is from RefSeq and is a predicted model, not a curated record. Lineage: Eukaryota; Viridiplantae; Streptophyta; Magnoliopsida; Fabales; Fabaceae.
AGAUUGGGAACAAAAGGGUCAAAUGAAAAUCAACCAAAGAAAUAGUAAAGGGACAUAGAGAUUUCCAACAAAAUAGGACGAAAGGUAAAAUAUAGAAAUUAAGAAUGAUAUGCAUGCUUGUCCCUUUACCCUGGUAAUUUGUUUGGCAAUGAUGGUGAUGAAGCAGAAUAAGUAAUGAUGAAUCCAUGGUGAAUUGGUGAUAGCUUUUCAAAGGGUUGCCACAAACCCAAAAAUGAGGGGUUGUUGCUUCCCUGGGAUUUUGGAUCGCUCCCGCAGUCGCAGGGGCACCUUAAGGUUUAUUAAAAGUCCUUGUUAUGAUUCAUCUAAUUCUAAACAUAGUGUAAAUCGGAGCAGAGAGAGUCCUAGAGGGCCUCUGGUUGUUUGCUUUGGGGAGAUGAUGAUAAAUUUAGUUCCAACAGUGCCAAGAGUGUCCCUUGCAGAUGCAACUGCCUUUAAGAGAAUCCCCGCUGGAGCCACUGCCAAUGUUGCUGUUGGAAUUUCUAGAUUAGGAUGCUCAACAGCUUUCAUUGGCAAGGUGGGGAAUGAUGAAUUUGGCUAUAUGUUAUCUGAUAUUCUGAAACAAAAUGGUGUUGACAAUUCUGGCCUGCUCUUUGAUGCUAAUGCAAGAACAGCAUUGGCAUUUUAUGCUCUUAAGAGGGAUGGACAAGCUGAAUUCAUGUUUUACAGAAACCCUAGUGCUGAUAUGCUUCUUCGUCCUGAUGAAAUUGGUGUGAGCCUCAUAAAGAAGGCCACAAUAUUUCAUUAUGGUUCAGUCAGCUUGAUUCAGGAGCCUUCUAGGUCAGCUCACCUUGCAGCAAUGAGUGUUGCCAAAGUGUCUGGCUGUAUCCUUUCCUAUGCCCCAAAUAUGGCAUUGCCACUGUGGCCAUCAAAAGGGGCUGCUAGAAAGGGCAUCAUGAGUAUCUGGAACUAUGCAGACAUUAUUAAGGUAAGUGUGGAUGAAAUUCGAUUCUUGUCUGAAGGUGAUGAUCCUUAUGAUGACAAUGUGAUCAUGAAGAAGCUGCACCCUUACAAUCUCAAACUGCUGCUUGUCACUGAAGGAGCACGAGGCUGUAGAUAUUACACCAAGAUGUUCCUCAUUGCUGCACAGGAAUUUAAAGGAUGGGCUGCUGGUUUUGAGGUGGAAGCAAUUGAUCCAACUGGAGCAGGUGAUUCCUUUAUGGGAGGACUUUUGAGCAUUGUGGCAGCACACAACCAAAUUUAUAAGGAUGAGAAAAGAUUAAGGGAGGCUCUUGAUUUUGCAAAUGCUUGUGGUGCUUUCACAGUGACAGGGAGAGGGGCCAUACCUUCACUUCCCACAAAAGAUGCUGUUCUAAGAAUUAUGUUCUCAUACUUCAAUUCAUAGACGAGUAGUACAUUUGCCAAUGUGGCAACUAAAUUGGUUAACUGAAAGGUGUUCAAUUUAAUUCAUGUUAGUUGAGGCCUCUGACAUGUCAUAGUUUCCAUUUGCCAUAAACAUUUUCCCUAAAAAAAAAAAUAUAUAAAUUGGAUGAGUCUAACAAUUAGGUGAAAACUAACAUCUUGGUCGAUAUUCACUAAUGUCUUGCUAUAUCACGUUUUUAUUGUAAAAUUUAUAUUUGUGUUUUUAAGCAUUUAUCUUGAUA